CGAAUAAAGUAUGUAUUUAUAGUUCCAGCUUUUAAUUAAAUGGUUUUAUGAAUUAAUAACACUUGUUAAGUUUUCACAUUAUCAAAAUGGGCACACGAUUAUUGAGUAAAGUCAUUGUUCCAAUAUUUUUUAACACAAGAAAAUUACCUAACCUUACAAGAGAGAGCAAAAUAGUUGUUUACACGGGGACAAAUUGCACAAUUACAAGAAACUAUGCUAAAGGAAAGGAUAGAGGAAAAGACAAGAAAGAUAAAAGUAAAAUUGAGAUAAAUCCUACGAUGAUGUCAGAAUUAGUAUCUGUUGAUAAAUUAAAAGGUAGAUGUCAAAAUGCUAUUGAGAAAAUGAAGGAGGAUUUUGCAAAAAACCUUUCUCUGAGGUCAACGACAGGAGCCAUAGAUACAUUGCCAAUUAAGUAUGAUGGUAAAGACUAUGAACUUCAAGAAUUAGCUCAAAUAGUUAGGAAAAACCCUAAAACUCUUGUUAUAAACUUUUCAUCAUUUCCUCAAGUUAUACCGGACGUUUUAAAAGCAAUACACAACUCUGGACUUAAUUUGAAUCCACAACAGGAUGGAACAACAUUGUAUGUGCCUGUUCCUAAAGUGACGAAGGAACAUAGAGAAGUCCUAGCAAAAAGUGCUAAAGGUCUGUACAUUAAAUGUAGAGAUGCUGUUAAGGACAUUCAAAAUGACUAUAUCAAGAAGAACAAAAAACAAACCACUGUAUCUGAAGACUUAAUUUUCAGUGUAAAUAAGCAAAUAACGGCACUGUGUGAUGAAUACCUUAUUGAAGCAAAAAAAAUUUAUGAAACAAAACAUAAUGAAUUGCUUGGCAAAUAAAUAUGUUUGUUUGUGUCAGAUUGUAUAUAUUUAAGGUUUUUUAAAGAUCAUAUGUAGAUAAA
Messenger RNA from Vanessa tameamea, 898 nucleotides. RefSeq names its product ribosome-recycling factor, mitochondrial (gene mRRF1). The transcript has a single exon. Gene Ontology annotation, molecular function: ribosomal large subunit binding. The record is from RefSeq and is a predicted model, not a curated record. Gene Ontology annotation, biological process: translation. Bases 87 to 836 code for a protein of 249 amino acids. NCBI's taxonomy places the organism in Eukaryota, Metazoa, Arthropoda, Insecta, Lepidoptera, Nymphalidae. Gene Ontology annotation, cellular component: mitochondrion.